AUUAACUAUUUUUUUUAAAUAGAAUUUGAAUAUUGUUUAUCUGUGAGUGGUAUUGUGAUAGUGUGUGUAAUCUGUGUUUACAUAAGUUUUGUGACCAAUAAAGUUUAUAUAUAAAGUUUACUGUUCUUCUAUCCGGCGGCAAAGUUUUUCAAGAGAUGUGAUGGUGAAAAAUGGGGGAUCCACACGUGGCGUGGUCGCGCAACCAACUGCAGAGCUUCUUGCUGAAGAUGGACACCAAGAUCUGAGCCGACGGUGAUCGCAGGAGAUUACAAUGGAUCUCAAGUUUGCACCCACAAAUGUGAGUUAUGUGGCACUAGAAUUCAACGAAACGACAGUCCAAUAUGAGGAAGCCGAAGACCCAGAUGCAGUCACGCUGCUAUCUAUUUUACUCGUCGGAAUAUUUCUCUCCCUCCUGAUAUUCGUGAGCGCGGCCGGGAAUAUCCUGGUCUGCAUAGCGAUAUACACAGACAGGGGACUGAGACGCAUCGGCAACUUGUUCCUGGCAUCGCUGGCGAUUGCCGACAUGCUCGUUGCCGCGGCGGUGAUGACAUUUGCCGGUGUCAACGAUUUAUUAGGGUACUGGGUGUUUGGUGAGCAGUUUUGUGACACGUGGGUGGCGUGUGACGUCAUGUGCUCCACAGCCUCCAUUUUGAACCUGUGCGCCAUCUCGCUCGACCGCUACAUACAUAUCAAAGAUCCAUUGAGAUACGGUCGCUGGGUAACCCGUCGCGUAGCCAUCGUCACUAUCGCCCUGAUAUGGCUGCUGGCGGUGUUGGUCAGUUUCCUGCCCAUCUCGUUGGGUCUCCACCGCCCGCCUGACGAGGAGAUGACGACCCAACGCCCGCCGCGCUACCCGACCUGCGCGUUGGUCCUGACCCCGACAUACGCUAUCGUGUCGAGUUGCAUAUCGUUUAUACUGCCCUGCAUUGUCAUGAUCAGUAUAUACUGCAGGUUGUAUUGCUACGCUCAGAAACAUGUCAAAUCGAUCCGCGCGGUCACCCGGACCGUCCAGCUGCCGGACAACCGGACGAAGUCCGUCCGUACCAGGGUGCACACGCACGUGCACUCGUCCCCGUACCACGUGUCGGACCACAAGGCCGCCAUCACUGUGGGCAUCAUCAUGGGCGUGUUCCUACUGUGCUGGGUGCCGUUCUUCUGUGUCAACAUUGUGGCUGCGUUUUGCAAAACUUGUAUACCAGAUCUCGCGUUCAAAAUCCUCACGUGGCUCGGCUAUUCCAAUUCCGCCUUCAACCCGAUUAUUUACUCCAUAUUCAACACAGAGUUCCGGGAGGCUUUCAAAAAAAUACUCACCUCCAAGUACCCCCCUUGCUGCGGGUAUCAAACUGUCCGAGCAAACACCCCGACGAGGAAUGAUAACUUUGUCACCGACUACGGAACGAAGACACUAGUUGUGAGGAGAAGCGGGUCUUUAGGACUGUCUGGGGUCGAUCCUACCCCCAGAUCGUCGGCCGAAUCCGUCAAGCCGUUGAGGGAUUAUCAUAUCUGACAAGAACAUGUGGGUAGCAAUAAUGGGCUACUCGACAAAAGUGAUGUUGUGUGAAUGUUUUAAACUUUGUUAAGCCAGCUGGGAUUUUUGGUAACUCUUUGACUUUUAAUUACAUAUUUAUUUUAUCAUCAUUAUCGUGUCAGCCAAUGGAUGUCCACUGCAGGACAUAGGUAGGCCUUUUGUAGGGACUUCUGUACAACAAAUUCCUGAGCCGCCUGCAUCCAGCGAAUCCCUACGACUCGCUUGAUGUCGUCAGUUCACUUGUUGGGGGGUCGACUGACGCUAAGGCUCUGACCUUGGGACCCCAACAUGUCAGUGAGGCAUGAUUGGAGUCAAUUCUUUUUCAUCCGGUUGAAGUCCGGCAUUAUUUUUCAGGGUCCAUGAGGAUUUUUUGCCAUAUAUUACAUAACGUAAGAAAUGAUAUCAAGUUUGAAGUUUGAUAUUAUAUAUAUUUUUUUGGAGUCACAGAGUUACUAAAUGAACCAACAAAAUAUGUAGAAUAUUAUCUAUAUAAAUUAAUAAUUCAAUAAGACGUAAGAGAUCUUUAUAAAACUGUUUUUCACUUCAAUAUUUCACGUGUAAAUUAUUAUGUAAAUUAGUUGUAUCAUAUAAAAAAAUGUAAAUGAAAGUUUCAUAUUGCUGUUACUCUUCGUACGUUGAUUAAUCAUUAUCAUCUGAGCUCAUGAAUAUCACGUAAUGAACGUUCAUUUCCUUGUCUUUUGUAUAUUAGUCGGGGGAAAAGAUUUUUCGUAUUUCGUAAGAAAAAACUUACAAUAAAAUCUCUUAGUGGUUCUGUUUGAUCUUAGAUCUAUAAUUAUUAUUUAUUUAAACAAUAAUAAUGAUGGUUUUGUAACUAUGAAUUAAUUAACCUUUUAAAAACAGAGAAAUAAAGACGGAUUUGCGCUAUUUUUUGAUGUUUCGUUACCGCCAAAAUGAAUGGUUUUAACGAGGAAAUUCAAUACGUUUGAUGUCUUAUUACUUAAAAGGAUAUUAGUAUAGACACUUACUAUGAAACGACAACAGAGUAACGAAAAAAUGGCGCAAAAUUAAAUUACACUUAAAAGUAAAUGUUCUUUAGUAAAAAAAUCAUGAAUAUAUUAAAAAAAACGAUAUUUUUUUUAACUAGUAAGCGGUAUUUUCUAAUUGUGUGAACUAAAUUUUGUAUUCUAUAUAUUGUACUAUUGUAAAUGUUAUGUAAGAUAUCUAGUCAAGUGUAAACAUAUCAGGUAGUGUUUAAAAAUCAAAUCAGUAGGUAUUAUUAUUAUUCGAGAUACUGUGUGGUAAACUAGCCACUGUCUCUUUGACUAAAGUGAAGAUAAUCAUAGUUUAUAAAAUGCAUCUGCUCUUAGCGUCUAUGACAAAGUGUACAUUUUGUGUAAAAUAAAGCGAACGUUGUGUUUUUUGUGUAUGUUUGAGAGAGAGAGAUUUAUGAUUGUAACAGCCAAGAAUAUUAAAAGUAAAUAUUUAAAAGAUUUUUUUUUAAAUAAUUAAAAGUUUUUUUUUAGUGUGACGUCAUAGUCAUUUUCGUUUUGACUGUCUUUGUUUCUAAAUGUAAUUUUUGUUCACCUAGCGCCUCAACAAAAUCACCUAUUGCGCUUAUGUGUGUGUUUAUUUAUAAAAACAACUCACACAUUAAGUGAAUAUAGUGAAGGGUCUACUGACCCACAACUCCUCGCUUUCGAAUGCAAACUAUGCCAGCUAGCCUAUUUCCUAUUUUGGUUUUUAUUAACAACCCAAUUAAAUCAAAAUUGACAAAAUAUCAUCCACAUACUAUGAUACAAAUUACAAAUGUCAUCCGGUACUUAAGGUGUAUAUCAUAUAAUAUGUAGAUGACACUUUGUUGUCCACUUCAAUAAGUUGAUAACAACGACCAAAAUAGUGAAUUAGGCCACAGGGCUGUUACUAAUUCAAUAAUAGUCAUAUUUUAUAAGAACUAUAAAAAAGUGUGUGUUAGCUCCGUACGAAUGGAGUUUACUCUUACAGAUCAACUGUCUAAAAAGGUGUAUGUUGCCCCGCAGCAUACACUAUGUACGUCUCAAUACCUAAAAAGUGAAAGGUGCGCAACCGAGGAGCAGCAGGCUACAGCCUGCACGCUGUUGCCGGCAGCGCACGGUGAAAGGUGCGCAGAAUAGGUUGCGCAUAAAAACGUAACGCUGCCUUUUCAACGAAUUUUCCUGUCCAUUUUUUUCAUACCGAGGGGUAUAUAUGAAAAGCUAUUCUUAAGAAGUAAACUUCAAAAUACAAAUUGUUUUAGACAAUUGCUUGCAUAUGAAUUUAACAUAAUCACACAGGUACGUGU
Bicyclus anynana (squinting bush brown) is the source of this 3806-nucleotide messenger RNA. RefSeq names its product dopamine receptor 1 (gene Dopr1). The record is from RefSeq and is a predicted model, not a curated record. Gene Ontology annotation, molecular function: G protein-coupled receptor activity. Lineage: Eukaryota; Metazoa; Arthropoda; Insecta; Lepidoptera; Nymphalidae. Gene Ontology annotation, biological process: adenylate cyclase-activating adrenergic receptor signaling pathway. Gene Ontology annotation, cellular component: membrane. The transcript has 8 exons. Bases 272 to 1507 code for a protein of 411 amino acids.